This is a messenger RNA of Kwoniella shivajii, 372 nucleotides long. Its product is annotated as vacuolar transporter chaperone 1. The record is from RefSeq and is a predicted model, not a curated record. The transcript has 7 exons. Gene Ontology annotation, cellular component: fungal-type vacuole membrane; vacuolar transporter chaperone complex. Lineage: Eukaryota; Fungi; Basidiomycota; Tremellomycetes; Tremellales; Cryptococcaceae. Bases 1 to 372 code for a protein of 123 amino acids.
AUGUCGACUCAACCCUUACUUCAAAGAACAGCUAAAAAGCGUAUCGCUUUACCUGUACGAGUAGAACCCAAAGUCUUCUUUGCGAAUGAACGAACUUUCUUAUCAUGGCUUCAUUUUGCUGUCGUAUUGGGUGGAUUGGCAGUUGGACUAUUGAAUUUCGGUGACAAGGUUGGAAAGAUCUCAGCUGCAAUGUAUACUGUCAUUGCAUUGGCAGUUAUGCUUUACGCUUUGGUGAUAUAUCAAAUGCGAGCUAGAUCAAUUAGGUUAAGAACUGGUGCUCCUUAUGAUGAUAGACUUGGACCCACUGUACUUUGUGUUUGCUUAUUAGCUGCAAUCGUGACCAACUUCAUCCUCAAAGCAGUAUACGAGUAG